CCCUAUUUUUUUCCCUCAAAUUUCUGUUCCCUCCCCCAACCCCUCGAAACCCUCGACGCACAAAGAAGCGAGGAAGUCACGAGGGGAGCUUGCGGGUGAAGGCAGCAAGGAGAGCAGACGUGCGAGGAAGAAUAGGUGUUGCUGAGAGUUGUUAAAAACUGGGAUGGAGGAGAAACGCGAUUUAAGGAUUCUGCAGCAUUUAAAAUGUUCUGUUCGACCGUUUGGCAUGAUUUACACUUCUCUUCUUCGUUCGUUCUUUCUGUUGGGCUUCGUUGCUUCGCAGGUGUAGAGAUUGCACGUGUUUCUUCGGCUCCUUCGUUGCUGUUCGACUGUGUGUAGAGAUUGCACGAGUCGUUUCUUUGGCUCCUUCGUUGCUGUUCGACUGCGUGCAGAGAUUGCACGAGUCGUUUCUUCGGACGUUACAACAUUUUGAUCUGAAGCAACGACGGUAGCUCGCUCGCUGUGAAGCUGAAGCACUUAAAUGGCAUGGAAGGCAUUUGGCAAAAAGGAUCUUCCAACAAGCUUCUUAAAAGCAUUUGCAGCUUCAAAUCAAGGAAGAGGGACAUUUUUCCUCCCUAAUUUGUCCAAGUUGAUACCAAAUUUUUAUUUCAAGGAUGUGCCUGCAUUCCCUAUGGAUCAUAAUGUUUUGCAAAAUGGUAGCAUUUUCAGGAUGUUUCAUGCAAGUUACAGUCCGGCAUUGAGAAUGAAGGAACAAGCACCUGGUUUGAGAGUUCCCAAAAAAGAUAGACGGGUUAGGAGAGAAAAUAGAACUGAAGCUCCUGUUGAGGCGCCCUAUGUACCUCCAAAAUCAAAAUUAACUUUGAAACCUUCGUCUAACAAAACCAUUGAUAUUUUUGAAGGCAUGACUAUUGUUGAAUUGGCUAAGAGGACAGGUGUAAGCAUAAGGCAUUUACAAGAGAUAAUUGUGAAUGUUGGUGAGAAAGUUGAUUCAGAGUUUGAUCCAUUAAGCAUUGAUAUCGCUGAACUGGUUUCCAUGGAAGUGGGUGUCAAUGUUAGAAGGCAACACUCUGAUGAAGGUGCAGUGCUUCAACCAAGGCCAGCUGUUGUAACUGUUAUGGGCCAUGUUGAUCAUGGUAAGACUUCACUUUUAGAUGCUUUGCGCCAAACAUCUGUUGCGGCCAAGGAAGCUGGUGGAAUCACCCAGCACCUUGGUGCGUUUGUUGUGGAGAUGCCAUCAGGAGCAUCGAUCACAUUUCUUGAUACUCCUGGGCACGCCGCAUUUAGUGCCAUGCGUGCAAGAGGUGCUGCUGUGACAGAUAUUGUUGUACUUGUUGUAGCAGCAGAUGAUGGCGUCAUGCCACAGACACUGGAAGCAAUGGCCCAUGCCCAGGUGGCCAAUGUUCCAAUUGUAGUAGCUAUAAAUAAGUGUGAUAAACCGUCAGCCGAUCCCGAGCGGGUCAGAAUCCAACUUGGUACUGAGGGAUUACUGCUCGAGGACCUGGGAGGUGAUGUUCAGGUCGUCCAGGUUUCUGCCAAAACCAAACUCGGAUUGGAUAAAUUAGAAGAGGCUCUGCUACUUCAGGCUGAGAUAAUGGAUUUGAAGGCGAGGAUCGAUGGUCCUUCCCAAGCUUAUGUAGUAGAAGCAAGGCUUGACAGAGGUCGUGGACCUUUGGCUACAGCAAUUGUAAAAUCUGGGACCUUGGCAUGCGGGCAAUACAUUGUUGUUGGAUCAGAGUGGGGAAGAAUACGGUCCAUCAGGGAUAUGUUGGGGAGGGCAACUUCAUCUGGAAGGCCCGCCAUGCCAGUUGAGAUUGAAGGAUUGAAGGGGCUUCCAAUGGCUGGUGAUGAUGUUGUGGUUGUGGAUUCUGAGGAGAGAGCUAGGAUGCUUAGCAAUGGAAGGAAGAAGAAACUGGAGAAAGAUAGACUUCUGAAGGCUAGUGAAGAGAGAAUUGAAAUUGAAGAUACAUCAGAAGAGACACCUUCAACUUCAAGGGUUGAGCUGCCUAUGGUGGUAAAAGCUGAUGUGCAAGGUACUGUGCAAGCAGUAACCGAUGCGUUAAGAAGUCUAAAUAGUGCCCAGGUUUUUGUAAAUGUCCUCCAUGUUGGCGUUGGGCCUAUUUCUCAAUCUGAUGUUGAUUUAGCUCAAGCUUGUGGUGCAUCCAUAGUUGGUUUCAAUGUUCGCAGUCCCCCCAGUGGCAUUACUUUGGCAGCAAAUCAAGCUAGUAUUAAGAUUUUCAUGCAUAAAGUCAUAUACCAUCUGUUGGAGGAAAUUGGCAACUUUAUUGUAGAGAAGGCACCGGGGGUAAAUGAUACUCAAAUUGCUGGGGAAGGUGAGGUUCUCAGUAUCUUUGAACUCAAAGGUCGAAGUAAAUCAAAGGGUCCUGAUGUGAAGAUUGCUGGGUGCCGUAUCCUUGAUGGUCACUUCUCCAAGUCUUCGAAAUGGAGAGUUUUGAGGAGUGGUGAGGUCGUAUACGAGGGUUCAUGCCUGUCACUAAAACGUGAAAAGAAUGAUGUGGAUUUUGUUGAAGGAAAGGGUAAUGAAUGUGGACUUGUCCUUGACUGUGAUGAUUACAAGGUUGGAGACAUUAUCCAGUGCGUGGAGGACGUAAAGAGGAAGCCCAGGUUUGUAUCAUCAGCCAAUGGAGCAGUCCGCAUCGAGUGUUAAUGGUUUUAGUUUGAAGAUUUUCGUCUUAUUAUUAUUAUUUUGAUCCUUUCAUAUUUAUAAGCAUUACGGGCAGUGGACACUAAAUUAAUCGCGGAAGUCGGCGCCUGAGCCUUUUUUUUUUUGCAUAGCUUUAUUUUCAAUUACUUUUGUGCCGAGAAAGGAGAGAUUAUUCUGUUCGGAUACAUGACACAGCUUAUUGUUCAAAGGCCAAUCAGGUGCAGCCACGUCAUCCAGUAUCGAGCUAGGUACUGAGCCAUGGUACCGAGUAAGGAGUGAUGUGGCACAUUUUAAUUGGGCUCUGGACGGCGUUCGGCAUCCGCACAGAAUAAUCCAUCAUCCUCAGAGCUGCUGACAAUCACAUCUGCUAGAUUGGAAUAGCAGUAGAAAAAAUUCCGUUUUUUAUUUUUAUUUUUGAGUAAAAGAUCGUUAACUUGUGAAGUAGCUCUCAAAAAAUCUAUCCUUCCAGAAUUCUACAAUGAAUUUACAGACAGCUGCAGCCAAUGUAAACUGACUCUCAAUGAUAGUCAUGAGAAGCAAUUCACUUUUUGAUUUUAUACUAGGAAAUUAUAUGCAAUGAAAACUUUGGCUUAGAGUGUUUCUUCUGGCCUUCUGGGGGUCUUGCCUUA
This is a messenger RNA of Dendrobium catenatum, 3252 nucleotides long. Its product is annotated as translation initiation factor IF-2. Gene Ontology annotation, molecular function: GTPase activity; GTP binding; translation initiation factor activity. The coding region runs from base 482 to 2626 and encodes 714 amino acids. Gene Ontology annotation, biological process: translational initiation. The transcript is spliced from 8 exons. NCBI's taxonomy places the organism in Eukaryota, Viridiplantae, Streptophyta, Magnoliopsida, Asparagales, Orchidaceae. The record is from RefSeq and is a predicted model, not a curated record.